This is a messenger RNA of Perca flavescens (yellow perch), 2428 nucleotides long. Its product is annotated as Krueppel-like factor 15. Gene Ontology annotation, biological process: regulation of transcription by RNA polymerase II. The record is from RefSeq and is a predicted model, not a curated record. Gene Ontology annotation, molecular function: DNA-binding transcription factor activity, RNA polymerase II-specific; RNA polymerase II cis-regulatory region sequence-specific DNA binding. The coding region runs from base 70 to 1332 and encodes 420 amino acids. The transcript has 2 exons. Lineage: Eukaryota; Metazoa; Chordata; Actinopteri; Perciformes; Percidae.
UUUUUUUGGGAUCCCGCUUACUGGGCUGUGUUUCGUCGACAUCCUGUCGUCUGCAUCAGUCCUGGAUCAAUGGUGUCUCUCAGCAGCAGAACGCCGAGUUUGGAGAAUGACCUGUUCAGGGACAGCAGCAGCAGCAGCAGCCUGUUCUCCCUCGGCCUGAGGGACGGAGCCGGCAGUCCAGCCUCCUGCGACAGCCCCGACGCCGGGGAGCUGCGUGCUAUGCACAGCUCCAGCCUCGGAGAGGAGGAAGAUGAGGAGGAUGACGAAGACGAAGACGAGAGGGGCAGUCUGCAUAUCUUUCUUGGAGCGGAGGGAGAAGAGGAACCUGCGAGUCAGGAGCCCAAGUUGCCAGAAUUCCCUUUCCAUCCCUCUUCUCCGUUCUCCCCAACGCUGGAGGACAUAGAGGAGUUCCUGAGGGAAAAGAUGGAACUGGUCAAAGAGGGGCUACUGGCCCCGAAAGAAGAGGCCUUCCCUCUACCCUGCAGUGACUCUCCAUCCUCCGCUGCACCCCAGGCUGCUUCCUCAGAGACUUGCAGUGACCAAGGGAUUAGUGCCUCACGUCGCCCUUUAAGCCCAAACACCCCUAAGAACGAGCAAAACAGCCCCGGCCCAGCUGACCGUUCCCAUCCUGCCCACGUUAACCCCUCACCUUCCAGCUUGACCCCGCCAGUGCUGCUGCGCCCUCCGCUGGUUCUCCAGCUCCAGCCCGUGCCUCUGGCCCAGCCUCCGACUCCAGCGGGCUCUCCUCCCGGCACCCAAAGUGGCAUCUGGCUCACUCAUGUGGUCAUGGGGCUCCAGGGUGCAACACAACAAAAUCUCACUCUGCUGGCCCCACAGGGGCCCUCCACCGCUACCACUUUGUUAUCACUAAACAGCGGAGAUACCAAGUCAGCUGAGCAGAAGUAUGUGAAGAUCGCCCCUCUGCCCAUCACUAUGAGGACUCUAGAAAUCACGGGCUUGACUGGGCUCGGAGGCCCGGGCAAUGGCCUGUUAAAGGCCGUGGCCCCCAGGGUGACCAGGCUGCCGCCCACCGAGAGGGUCCAUAAGUGCUCCCACCCGGGCUGCGGGAAGAUGUACACCAAAAGCAGCCAUCUGAAAGCUCACUUCCGCCGGCAUACUGGAGAGAAACCCUACACAUGUAGCUGGCCUGACUGUGGCUGGAGGUUCUCCCGAUCUGACGAACUGUCCCGUCACCGCCGCUCGCACUCCGGCAUCAAGCCCUACGAGUGCUCGCUGUGCGAGAAGAAGUUCGCCCGCAGCGAUCACUUAUCCAAACACACGAAGGUCCACCGCAGCUCCAGGCCCAGCAGGAUUAUCAAAGCCACUGUGUGACACCUUCAGCUGGCCUAAACCCUGCCCUAACCCUUCCCCGGUCUGGCCUGGCCUGGCCUGGCCUGGCCUGGCCUGGCUUUGGGUCUCCCUCAGGACUUUUGGUGCUUCACAAGCAGAACUUUCAGAAGAAUCGAGAGUGCUGGCUGCUGUUUCCCCCCUUCCUAUGUUCCUUCCUUUCUCUCCUGUUGUGCUGUUGUCUUUCCAUGUUCCUUGCCUUGUCGUACCGAGCAGCCACCUCAGGGAAGUCUUACAGAGGCCCCUCUCGCAGCCACCGCUGGCGCUGCUGGGACCGAGCCACACCGGGGUGCUGUUGGAAGCAGGGUGGUAAACCAGCAAUAGGAGUGUCUGUAAUUCUGUAAUCCCCCUUUCUACUUUUGUGAUUGCUCUUCUUCGUCUUUCAAAGCCAAACUUCAGGGUCCACAAUGGAUAGAGCUUCCCGUUUUUUGUACGUUGUUAAAGUGAAAAGACGUUGGUGUCGGGUGGCAGCCGUCCCUGUAUAGUGAAAUUAUGACUAAAGCAGAAGGAUCUCCUCUAAAUACUUUUAAGAGUUACAGUUCGCUCUGAAUUAAGGGUGCUCCGAUGGACCGACCACCGAUCCUUAUCAGCCAAUAUUUGUUCUGAAUAGUUUGAUCGGUGGUCUCUAUAAAGGCUGAUCGGAAGAGCCAAUCGGAUGACGCAAAAACAGGCGAGACACAAUAUUAACGUUGGUUAGAACAGACCACACAAACCACCAUAGAGAUUCGGCAUGUCGCCUGGUUCUCUGCAAUAAUACACGGUGAAAAUGAUCUGUUAAUUGUCAUAUUGACAUCAUAUCAGCAGCAUUACACCUUCACUACCGUUCCAAUGUCUAUAACUGUGAAAUAUGCCACAGACAAAAUAUAAAUACUUUUAACUCUGUUUUUAAUUCCAAUUAAAAGCCCUCUAGCGUUACUGUGGACAGAAUCCCCUUCAUUGGUUAACACAAGGCUGUUAUUGGGAAACAUUUGCAGGACCGUGUUGUGGAAAGUGCACACGCUUCCUAACCUUUUUCUGUCUAAAAUAAAUAUAAAAUACAGUACAGGCCAAAAAUUUGGACACACCUUCUCAUUCAAUUUGU